Messenger RNA from Cololabis saira (Pacific saury), 5696 nucleotides. RefSeq names its product PC4 and SFRS1 interacting protein 1b (gene psip1b). The transcript is spliced from 11 exons. Gene Ontology annotation, molecular function: transcription coregulator activity; double-stranded DNA binding. The coding region runs from base 152 to 5230 and encodes 1692 amino acids. Gene Ontology annotation, biological process: regulation of transcription by RNA polymerase II. The record is from RefSeq and is a predicted model, not a curated record. NCBI's taxonomy places the organism in Eukaryota, Metazoa, Chordata, Actinopteri, Beloniformes, Belonidae. Gene Ontology annotation, cellular component: nucleus.
GGAGCGGGAACCCGUCACGGUGACGUCAGCCCUCGCUGAUCCAACAUGGCGGCCGCCGUGCAGCGUAGCUGAGCGACGAGAAGAAACCAGUUCUAAUUGAAGUUUCUCAGCUUUUCUCCUUCUGUUUCUGCUCGGACCCUGAAGCAGCAGGAUGCCCGGGAAAAACGGGGACCACUUCAAACCGGGGGACCUGGUCUUCGCCAAGAUGAAGGGCUUCCCUCACUGGCCGGCCAGGAUCUGCAGGCUGGAGGACGGCAGCAGGAAGCGGGUCCCGGUCUUCUUCUUCGGGACGCACCAGAUAGGCCUCCUGCCCCCCGAGAACAUCGUUCCCUACUUGAGGAACAAGACGAAGUACGGCAGCGGCGUCCGCAUCCGAGGCUUCAGCGAGGGGAUGUGGGAGAUCCAGAACACGCCGAGGGUCGGCAGCAAGAUGCAGCUACCAGGAAAGACCAGCACAAACACCACAGCUGCCGGACCAGAUCCUGCAGCUAAAAGUAAAGCUGCAACUGUGAAACCAACUCCUGCCGCUAAACGUGGACGUGGAAGACCACCUUCCUCCAAUCAGGCUACACCUGAGAAACAAGCUGCUGAGACCAAACCCAGACGUGGAAGACCCGCCUCUUCCAAUCAGGCUACACCUGAGGAACCAGCUGCUGAAACCAAACCCAGACGUGGAAGACUACCUUCUUCCAAUGAAGCUACAUCUGAGGAACCAGCUGCUGAGACCAGACCCAAACGUGGAAGACCGCCUUCUUCCAAUGAAGGUACAGCUGAGGAACAAGCUGCUGAGACCAGACCCAGACGUGGAAGACCACCUUCUUCCAAUGAAGCUACAGCUGAGGAACCAGCUGCUGAGACCAGAUCCAGACGUGGAAGACCCCACUCUACCAAUGAAGCUACAGCUGAGGAACCAGCUGCUGAAACCAGACCCAGACGUGGAAGACCCCCCUCUUCCAAUGAAGCUACAGCUGAGGAACCAGCUGCUGAGACCAGACCCAGACGUGGAAGACCCCCCUCUUCCAAUCAGGCUACACCUGAGAAACCAGCUGCUGCAACCAAUGAAUCUGCACCUGAGACCCCAACUGCUGAUACCAAACGCAGACGUGGAAGACCCCCCUCUUCCAAUCAGGCUACACCUGAGAAACCAGCUGCUGCCACCAAUGAAUCUGCACCCGAGACCCCAACUGCUGAGAACAAACGCAGACGUGGAAGACCACCUUCCGUCAAUGAAUCUGCACCUGAGAAACCAGCUUCUGAUACCAAACUCAGACGUGGAAGGCCACCUUCCUCCAAUGAAUCUGCACCUGAGACCCCAACUGCUGAGAACAAACGCAGACGUGGAAGACCACCUUCCUCCAAUCAGGCUACACCUGAGAAACAAGCUGCUGCAACCACCUCCAGACCUGAGAAACCACCUCCUCCCCCUCCCCCUGUUGAUUGUGCAUCAGGUGAACCAGCUUCUGAGGAACUUGAAGCUGCCAAGAGUAGACCCGAGCUUGACACCAAACCAUCUGCUGGCACCAGUACUCCAAGCAGAGUCGCACCUGAACCAGAAGUUGGAGGUGCGACCAGAGCCUCGUCCAGAUUAGCUCCAGAUCAAACGGAAGGCUUAAAGCGGACCACAGAGACUUCAGAACCCGCCUCCACGGCCAGAAGUGGAGAAGAACCGAGCAGCGACCCCUCUGAAGGAAGUGGAAGGAUGGUCUCUGCUGAGAACAUAAGAACGGUCCCAGAUGACAAGGAGAAGAAGAAACCUGCUAGUGUCCUCUCAGAGACGACUCCUAGAGGGGGGAAGGAGAGACGAGAGGUCAGGGGGAACAGAGAAAAGGGGGAUGACGGGAAGGAAGAGGACAAAAAUACAGGUCAGGACAGCAGUGAAGGACAGGAAGAAGAGAUUCCCAAGACGAGAGCAUCAAAAAGAAGAAAGGAGGAGAACAAAAGUGAGGAGUCGACAGUGGGAGCAAAGACGAGGAAAACCGAGAGUCAGGACCAUAAGACGGCGGAGGACAAGAAAGCAACAGAUGGGGGAGAAGGACAGACAGAAGAAACGAGGAGGAGGGAAAGAGGUGUAGACCCGGAGGUAGAAGGAAGGAGGGUAGUUGGAGAAAAAGUAAUGGAGAUGAAGGGAAGAAAGAGGGGAAGAGAGGAGGAAGAGAAGAUGACCACCCUGGAUGAAAGUGUGGAGGGAAGGAAGAGGAAGGGCGUGGAGGAAGAGGAGAAGAGUGGAGAAACGUCAAAACUCAGAAAGAGAACAGAGAAAAAGGAAAAUAAUGGAGAGACGGCACAGAAGGCAGAGGAGGAGAAAAAAGACGAGGAGCGACAGCGCCACCUGGCGGACCGGAGGGACGUCCUGCUGAAGUCCCUAAAGGGCCUGAUGGAGGACGGGGGCGGAGCCAGGAGGAGGAGCUCCCGGGCGACGGCGGACGGACAGAAGAAGAGCGAGGACGACAGGAGGACGUCCCUCAAGGCCACAGCAGAGAUGAAAGAGAAGGAUGAGAAACCCAGUCAAACUGGAAGAAAAGAGGAGAAGGUGUCCACCCGAACUGCAGCGGCAGAGAGGAGGAAGGAUGGACAGAAGACAGACAAGAAGACAGAAAAGAGGGGAGCCGAGGAAAGAGUGUCGACAGAGAAGAAACAAGACGAACAAAAGACAGAGAAAGAUAAGAAAACAAAUAAAGAUGAUGAAGAGGAGGGGAGACUUAAACGAAAGACGAAUGCAGAAAAGAAAGAAGUUGAGCAGACGAAAGACAAUCAGAAGGACGAGAAAGAGGACAAAAAGAUGUCCACCCGAAAGUCAGACGUGAGAAAUGAAAAGAAGAUUGAGAAAGAUGAGAAGAGGGCGAGAGAAACGGUGGAGAAGAAAGAUGAAUGCAGGGCGGAAAAAGCGGGUAAAACGGAGAAGAAGAAAGAGACGGAGGACAAAGACGAGAAAAAGAUGUCCACCCGAAAGUCAGCGGCAGAGCUGAGAAGAGAUGAAAAGAUGACGGAGAAGGAUGAGAGGACAGCGGAGAGGAAGAAAGACGGCAGGAAGGAAACUGGGGAGGAGAGGAAAGAUGAACAGAAGCAAGAAAAGAGUGAGAAAACGGAGAGGAAGAAAGAAACAAAUAAAAACGAGGAAAAGAAGAUGUCCACCAGAAAGUCCACCUCAGAAGUCAAAAUAGACGGAAAGAGGACGGAGAAAGAGGAGAGGACAGCGGAGAGGAAGAAAGAAAGCAGGAAGGAAACGGUGGAGGAGAAGAAAGAUGAACAGAAGCAAGGCAGGAGUGAGAAAACAAGUAAAACAGCAGAGAAGAAGAAAGAAACAGAGGUGAAAGAGGACAAGAUGUCCACAAGAAAAUCAACAAAAGAAGAUGAAGAGAAGACGGAGGUGGAGAAGAAGAAAGAAGGGAGGAAGGAAGCAGAAAACAGGAAAGAGUCGGACCAGAAAACGACAAAGAAAAGAGAAGAAGAGACAGAAAAGGGCGAGAAAACAAGAAAAACAGCAGAGAAGGUGAAAGAGGACAAGAUGUCUUCGGGGGAUGAGAGAGGCGGACAAAAGAAAGAGGAGAGAACAACUGAGAAGAGAAAAGAAAACAGGAAGCCGACGGAGGUGAAGAACGAUGAGAAGACGACAAGAAAACUAGAGAAGAAGAACGAAGCAGAGACGGAGGACAAAAUCUCCACCCGCAAGUCAACGGCGGAGGAAAAGAGGGAUGAAGAGCGGACGAAUAAAGAAAAGAAAACGGAAGCGAAGGAGAAGACGGAGGAGGAGGAGAAGAAGAAGAGCGACGACACCAAGCAGCAGAAAGAAGAAGAGAAGAAGGAGGAGAGGAAGAUCAUCGGGAAGAUCGUGAAGGCGGGUCAGGGGACGAGGGUGAUGGUGAAGACCAUGAUGGGGGGAGCGGUGGCGGCGCUGGAGGAUGACAGGAAGAACAGGAGAGCAGAGGAGGUGAAGAGAAGAGGAGGGGCCGACGCCGAGAAGACGAGAAAACCCUCCGAUGACGAGAAGACAAGAAAACCCUCCGAUGACGAGAAGACAAGAAAACCCUCCGAUGACGAGAAGAAGUCCCAGAGAACGAGUUCAGUGGCGAACGACAGGAAGGAGAGAGGAGUAGCAGAGACGGAGAGACGGAGGGAGGGCCGGAUGAAGGAUGGAGAGAGGAGGGAGGAGGUGGAGAGACCAACCCGGGAGCUGAGGAAGAAAGACGACAAGAGGGAGAAAUCCGAUGGAGAGAAGGAACGAAGAACAACAGAAGACCCGAAGAAGAAGAAGACGGUGCCAUCCGAAGAUGAGCGGGAAAAGAAGAGAAGAGAGGCGGAGCCACAGAAGAAGAGCAGGGAGGCAGAGCCGCAGAAGAAGAGCAGCGAGGCGGAGCCGCAGAAGAAGAGCAGGGAGGCAGAGCCGCAGAAGAAGAGCAGCGAGGCGGAGCCACAGAAGAAGAGCAGGGAGGCGGAGCCACAGAAGAAGAGCAGGGAGGCGGAGCCACAGAAGAAGAGUUCGGAGGCGGAGCCGCAGAAGAAGAGUUCGGAGGUGUCGCUGACGGACUCCACGCUGCAUAGGAUCCACGGAGACAUCCGGAUCGCCCUGAAGAACGACAGUCCGGAUGUGGGCAAGUGUCUGGCGGCGCUGGACCAGCUCGGUAUGCUCUUCCUGACGUCUCGACACGUGCAGAGACACAGCGAGCUCAUCGCCACGUUGAGAAAGAUGCGGUUCUACCGGGCCAGCCAGGCCAUCAUGGACAAAGCGUCCAUGUUGUACAACCGCUUCAAGAACACCUUCCUGGUGGGGGAGGGGGAGGAGGUGGUGAGCGCCGCCUUCCUGCGAUCGCUGCUGCAGGAGAAGGAGAGGGAAGAGGCGCAGCGGGCGGAGCAGCGGAAGGGGGCGGAGCCUCCGGAGGGGGCAGAGCCUCCGGAGGGGGCAGAGCUGCUGCAGGAGAAGGAGAGGGAGGAGGCCCAGCGGGCGGAGCCUCUGGAGGGGGUGGAGCUACUGCAGGAGAUGGAGGAGCAGAGGGCGGAGCCUCCAGAGGGGGUGGAGCUACUGCAGGAGAAGGAGGCUCAGCGGGCGGAGCCUCUGGAGGGGGCGGAGCUACUGCAGGAGAAGGAGGAGGCUCAGCGGGCGGAGCCUCUGGAGGGGGCGGAGCUACUGCAGGAGAAGGAGGCCCAGCGGGCGGAGCAGCGAAGGGGGGAGGAGCUGAUGGAGGGGGCUGCACCGAAGGAGGAGACAGGUCCAGUGUGCUCCUCCUCCUCCUGAUGGGUCCUGAAGCCCCGCCUCCUGCAGGGACGUGUCCUCAAACCCCCGCCAUCCGUCCGUCCAUCUGCAUUUCUUCACGUCCCGCCAUCACCAGGUGGUCCAGGUCCAGGUCACAUGACCAGGUGGUCCUUCAUAUUUAAGCCCCGCCCCCAGGGGCAGCAUUACCCCCCACAGUGGUGCUGUAACUUUAUCUGAGUCCAGCAGCAUUAACCCAGCAGCAUUAACCCAGCAGCACCGCCGCUGCCUUGCUCAGGGGCAGCGGCGGUCUGUACAACUUGUACAGGAAGAUUUUAAUGUUUUAAUUGUUUGGGAUGUUUUUACCUGUUUUUUUUUUUUUUUUUGGUUCUUUUUGGUGAAAAACACUUUUUACAAACUUCUCUGUAAAUAUGUGAUAAAUAUGUGACACUUUAUUUCCCAGAAGCCCUUGUGGUGCUUCGUCUGGGGACUUGACUGAAUAAAGCAACUG